ACAAUGCCGAUUUGACCGUGUUUUAGGGUCCGUGUUUUAGGCACGCCCUUUUUAUGUUUUUAUUUACAAACAGAAAAAAUAUCCGAUUUAAAGGCUUUCCCGAACGUUAAAUUGGGAAAUAUCAUUGGGGAACGGUAGUCUAAUGUCCCCGGUCCUAAUUUAUCAACUUUGUACAACGCUGGUGUCAGUCCAGAUAUGAGUAUCGGUAAAACCAACCAAACUCGUUGUGUAAGGAUGUUACAGUCGGAGACUCCCAUGUAAUCCCGGGGAUUUGAGUCUAUAGUUUCACCCGACCGUUUAAAUUCACCAAUUUAAUCACGCUGGAACUCAUGGAAUUGGAAAAUAUUGUGGCCAACACAGUUUACCUUAAGGCUAGGGAAGGUGGAUCUGAUAAUAAUAAGGGAAAGAGCAAAAAAUGGAAGAAAAUCCUCCAGUUUCCCCAUAUAUCCCAAUGCCUUGAGCUAGUUAAUAAAAUAGAUGUUCGGUACGAAUUCAUAGUAGAACAGCAACCGAUAGGCAAACUCCUAUUCGGGCAAUGGUGUGAGCUGCAAGCUUUACAGUACCACCGUUGCUUCCUUCUGCUUGACGUUGCCAAACAAUAUGAAGUCGAGACUGAUGAUCAAAGACAUGAACUGGUGGCCAUAAUUAAACAGUUCCUAGAUAAUCCAGAACAAAAGAAAACGAUCCAAAUCCCCGAAACUGAUCAGUUGUUUACCGAGGGGGAUCACUUAGACAACGGCCGAAACAUGGAUCUGUUUUAUAGAUUCGUACAGUCGGUCAGGUCCUACUUAUCAGGCGAACCGUUUGUGGAGUUCACGAAAUCGAUGUACUUCCAUCGCUACCUGCAAUGGAAAUGGCUGGAAUCUCAACCCGUUACCCAUAAAACUUUUAGGAUGUAUCGCGUAUUGGGCAAGGGCGGUUUUGGGGAGGUGUGUGCAUGUCAGGUUCGAGCUACCGGUAAGAUGUACGCGUGCAAAAAAUUAGAAAAGAAACGAAUCAAGAAGCGUAAAGGCGAGGCCAUGGUACUUAUCGAGAAACAAAUCCUGGAGAAAAUCAAUUCACGUUUCGUCGUCAAUUUAACGUACGCCUACGAGACGAAAGACGCAUUAUGUUUGGUAUUGACCAUCAUGAGCGGAGGCGACUUAAAAUUCCACAUUUACAACAUGGGCGGCGAUCCCGGUCUGGAUAUUAAUCGGACGCGGUUUUAUGCUGCCGAAGUCGUUUGCGGAAUCGAACAUUUACAUAAACAGGGUAUAGUCUAUAGGGAUUGUAAACCGGAGAACAUUUUACUGGACGAUAACGGACACGUGAGGAUUUCCGAUCUCGGAUUGGCCAUUGUUUUGCCCGAGGGGGAAUCGGUGCGGGGUAGAGUCGGCACUGUAGGCUAUAUGGCGCCAGAAGUGAUCGAUAACGAGCGGUACAGCUUCAGCCCGGACUGGUUCAGUUUCGGGUGUCUCGUUUACGAAAUGAUCGAGGGCCAGGCGCCCUUUAGGGCCCGUAGGGAGAAAGUGAAAAGGGAGGAGGUGGAUCGGCGCGUUAAAUCCGAGCCAGAACGAUACUCAAAUAAAUUUAGUGAAGACUCGAAAUCCUUUUGCCAGCAGUUGCUUACCAAAAGCCCAGUGGAUCGGUUAGGGGGUAAAGCGGACCGUCACGGCGCUCUACUCGUCAAACAGCAUCCGUUUUUCCAGAGUAUUAAUUGGAGAAGAUUGGAGGCCGGUAUGGUCGAUCCGCCGUUUAUUCCUGACCCGCACGCCGUCUACGCCAAAGACGUCCUGGACAUCGAGCAAUUCUCGACCGUAAAGGGCGUCAACAUCGACGAGAACGACGCCACAUUUUACUCGAAAUUCAACACGGGAUGCGUCUCGAUCCCGUGGCAGUGCGAAAUCAUCGAGACCGACUGUUACCAUCAGCUGAACCAGUUCGGACCGAACAACACCAGAUCCCCGGAUCUCGUGUUGGAACCCGCACCGCAGGCCAAAAGCGGCGAUUGUUUCCCGUUUCGACGGAAGAAGAAGCAAAUUCCACGCAACCAGCCAGUACCUAUCAACUCGUCACUACUAUCGUCGGUGUCAUAGAACUCUUUUCUCAUAUUGUGUAACUAUUCAUAGCUUUUGAUUUGUGUAGUUCCUUUGUUUGUCAUUGUCUUUCUAUUUAAACAUCCAAUAAAUUUGUAUAUAAACUUAA
Anthonomus grandis grandis is the source of this 2184-nucleotide messenger RNA. RefSeq names its product G protein-coupled receptor kinase 2 (gene Gprk2). Lineage: Eukaryota; Metazoa; Arthropoda; Insecta; Coleoptera; Curculionidae. The transcript has 10 exons. Gene Ontology annotation, molecular function: G protein-coupled receptor kinase activity; ATP binding. The record is from RefSeq and is a predicted model, not a curated record. Gene Ontology annotation, cellular component: cytoplasm. The coding region runs from base 330 to 2075 and encodes 581 amino acids. Gene Ontology annotation, biological process: protein phosphorylation; signal transduction; regulation of signal transduction.